Molecule: messenger RNA, 1559 nt
Organism: Culicoides brevitarsis
Lineage: Eukaryota; Metazoa; Arthropoda; Insecta; Diptera; Ceratopogonidae
Gene: CDC50
Product: cell cycle control protein 50A
Exons: 3
Coding region: 90-1178 (362 amino acids)
Cellular component (GO): Golgi apparatus; endoplasmic reticulum; plasma membrane
Source: RefSeq, a predicted model, not a curated record
UCAAAACAAGAAAGUGAUUCAUCCAGCUCGAAAAAUUCAAUUUUUCUUUGGAUUUCUUGCCAAUUUGAUUGCCAAAAGACCUUUUCAGGAUGCCCGGAGAGACGGGUGAGCCCUCGAGUGCGGAUGUCACGCAAAAAUCGAAAAGACCUUCAGAUUCUGCUUUCAAACAACAACGUUUACCUGCGUGGCAGCCAAUUUUGAGUGCGGGCACUGUUUUGCCGACAUUCUUCGUCAUCGGAAUCGCUUUCAUUCCCGUUGGCAUUGGACUUUUGUACUUUUCCGAAAGUGUCAAGGAAUACAUAGUCGAUUACACGAAAUGUGUGCGUGAAGGCGGUGAUUUUUCGAAUCAAACGUGUGCAGAUUUCAUUCGCAAUAAAACGGAUCAUCCGCCAUGUAUUUGUAACAUUCCCCUUGAAAUCGACGAAGAUAUGCGUGGCAAGGUCUUCAUGUAUUACGGAUUGACGAAUUAUUAUCAGAAUCAUCGUCGUUACGUGAAAUCCCGAGAUGACGAUCAACUUUUGGGACGACUUGAUAACGCUCCGUCGACAGAUUGUGCGCCUUUUGACAAAGACUCGAACGGAGUUCCGAUCGCGCCAUGCGGAGCAAUUGCCAAUUCGUUAUUCAGUGACGAGCUGACGUUGAAGACAAUUGACGGGAAUGAUGUUCCGACAGUUAGAACGGGAAUUGCAUGGCCCUCGGAUCGAAAUAUCAAGUUUAAGAAUCCGCCGGGCGAUUUGAAGGAAGCGUUGAAAAAUUAUGCAAAACCUUUGAAUUGGAAAAAGAAUUUGUGGCAGCUGGAUGAGAAGAAUCCGAGCAAUAAUGGAUUCGAAAACGAAGAUUUGAUUGUUUGGAUGAGAACAGCUGCGUUGCCAAGUUUCAGAAAAUUGUACAGAAAAAUUGAUCAUUCGGCGAAAGGAUAUAGCGAUGGGUUGAUAAAAGGAAAUUAUACACUGAUUGUCGAUUAUUCAUAUUCUGUCACAGAAUUCGAUGGCGAGAAAAAAUUCAUCCUGUCAACAACAUCUCUCCUUGGCGGCAAAAAUCCCUUUUUAGGCGUUGCUUAUAUCGUCGUCGGAUGCAUUUGUCUCCUGCUGGGCUUCGUAUUGCUCUUUACACAUAUCAAGUGUAGCAAAAGCAGCGAAAUGAUGAUCAACGUUACUCCUCGCACGCCCUACACUUAAAAAAAAAAAAAAAAUGAAAAAUAUGACAACGAGUAUUAGAGGCGAAAAAAUUUUAAGUGAUUCUUUGAUAAGUUUUUUAUUUUUUAAUUUAUAGGCCCCGUACUUCUAUCACUAUUAAUGUAGAUUUCUGCACUUUCCUACACUUUAAAAGCACUAAAUAUCGAUAAUCAUAAGAAAAAGCUUGAGACAAAAAUGUUUCAAAGUUACCAAAGUGAAUUAAGUGACCUUCUAAUCAUAAACGUAGCUUACUUAUGGAGCACAUGAACACACAAAAGCACGUCAUUACUCGUUUAUGAAUGAAAAUGUAUUUACUAUUUGUUAGAUGUUUUACAAUGAAUUAAGCAAGAAAUAAAUAUUCUUCAUGUUUAAAUGGAUUUUUUG